This is a messenger RNA of Anthostomella pinea, 4653 nucleotides long. Lineage: Eukaryota; Fungi; Ascomycota; Sordariomycetes; Xylariales; Xylariaceae. The record is from the annotation of a GenBank genome assembly.
AUGGAACAGCCAUUCUCGACUUCCAAAGUCACAGUCGAGUAUUUCGACCCCCAUGGAGUCUUCAAGCUCCUAGCUCCAGGAUUAGUACCCCGACUCCCCUUGCGCAAUCUUCACUGGCAGUCGCAUGCCGGUCCCUUGCGGUCUAUCGACACCCUCCAUGUCGAAUUACUUGCAGCAGGCGACAAGAGCUCCACAACCUCGCCGCUGUCGUCUCCGCCUGUUCUUCCGCAGCGACCCGAAAACGAUGGCUUCCAGACGCAGAUUGGGGCGCCAGCGACCCCAUUGUCUAUCGCGGUUGAGCAGACUUCGCACCGCAAGAGCCUGCCUACGCGGCGACAUCAGAUCCCAGGCCUGAGACGGACCCCCUAUCUCAAGGUGCUACUGGUACGGUGCGACGACAACGAUACCUACAAGGGGCAUGUCAGGCAGGAGAUUCGGGAUUGGCUCAAGGAAAACACGCCGCCAUCGAGCACCAAGAAGGUCAACACGGCCGAGAACCACGAUGCCUUCGAAUGGCUGAUUGUCCACGUCGUAAUACCCAAUACCGUUGCCGCGACGCAGCCUCGGAAGUCAGAUUCGGGUUCUGGGACCGACAAGACAUCAGCUGCGUCGCGCUGGCGCCCAGGAUCUAGCACGCUCCUCGAGAAACUGAGGUCUGAUUUUAAUACCUCGAGUAAGAGUGGCACGGAUCGCAUCGCGCAGAUCCGUAUCGGGGUUAAUGACGUCCCAUACGACAUCCUGCCUCGAGUUGUGCCGGCGGUACCCAGUGGCUACACGGAAACGGAUCAGGAGACGGAGAACUCGUGGACCGACCUGCUAUCUAAGUUCCGGGGCUUGAUCUUGUCUAGUUUCGACCUGCGCGUGAGCCAGUACGAGGAGGACAUCAAGGAAAAAGAUGCACAGAGGGCUUUGCCUGGGUGGAACUUCUGCACAUUCUUCAUCCUGAAGGAGGGACUUGCCCGGGGUUUCGAGAGCGUUGGCCUAGUUGAGGACGCGCUGGUGGGCUACGAUGAGCUCAGCGUCGGACUUGACAUGAUUCAGGACCAGCCUCUGGGUGAAUCGGGCUCGGCCGCCAAUGCGCUUUUGGGGUAUACUGAAGAGUUGAAACAAAUUGCGCUCCAGGCCAAAGCAGCCGUUGCCGUGACAGAGACCGAAGAAGAUGAACUCGUCGAUUUGCAGUCGUCCCAGGCAGCGAGCGCUCAGUCCAAGGAUGCUUACGAUGAUAUCCCGAUUAGUUCCAACAAGAAGCCCUAUCGCGACAUGAUUGUCGCCAAUAACGUUUCGGUCUUUGAUUUCCGAUGCUACAUCUUUGCAAGGCAGAUAGCCCUCCUCCUUCGACUUGGCAAUGCCUGGUCUACCAGGGAAGAGCUAUUGGCCAAACUGCGUGAGCAGCAAGAGUCUGUGUUGCAUGGCGUUGCCCCUAGAGCGCCCCCGCCGAAGCACAAAGAAAACGUACUGGAAGAGCUGCCGAUGCUUGCUGAGAUAUGUCGAAGGACGCUGGAGUUCAUCCCGUCAGUUUCUCAAGUUAUGAGAAGGGACGUUCUUUCGGCACUUUCAGAGAUGUCCAAUACUGGUGAAAGCGACGCUGCCACCAUACAAGACGACCCUCUUGUUCGUGAGGUUGUUGACAACUUGGUAGCUUCGUUUGCAUUUUCUAUUGCGCAGCAGAUUCUAGCCCAAACUUCCACCAAAGCCUUACCAAUUCCUCCUUCUACCUUGGCAUCGCCAGACGGUCAUGAGCCGAAAGCGGCGAUACCUGAGCCAAAGACCAUGAUGCACCCAGCUAGAACCUCAUCAUUAAGUGUGCGUCGAGGCGGAGCCGGCGGAACCCGCCCACCACCUAGUCCCAAUGCCUUCCCGGGUCGACGGAUGAGUUUGCCUGACCACGAAGGCACACAGUCGACAUACUUGAAGGUUGGCUUGGAGGAGCUCGCUGCUAGAAGAGCGGAACUCUAUGCGCUGUCCAGGAAUAUUCUCGAGGAACGUGGCAAGAAGCGCGGAUGGAACGACGGAUGGGCCAACGUCCCAGUCAUUGGGGAGUCCACUAUGGUCGACAUGGUGGAAAUAGAUCUCGGAGAGGAAGAAGGCAGCCCAGGUGGGGAGGACGCAGCGCCGGGUAGACACGAACCAGUCGUGUUCUUAUCCGGCAUUGACAGCAGAUUGCUGAAGACCGCGCUGGAUAACAGCGGAGAUUUCUAUCGCCUAUAUGAGAUCCUCACCGACAAAGCCCUCCGGCACUACACAGUUGCGAACCACACGCACUCCAUCCAAGCCAGUAUGGCUGACCUUGCGGUCUUAAAAUACCAUUUGGGUGAUUAUGGUUCUGCCGCGUCCUACUUCUGGAGGACCACUCCAUUCUUUGGGGAGAGCGGAUGGAGCCUCCUUGAAUUGUCGAUGCUUGUGAUGUACUCAAAAUGUCUGAAGCAGCUUGAGCGUAAGGAUGAAUAUGUCAAGGUCUUGUUGAAGCUGUUGUCCAAAGCCGCUGCCGCUGAGCGGGAUCGCCAGCUUGCGAAGUCGUCGUUCAGAAUCGGCAAGAAGCAGCAGGCGGACUAUCCCGAGGGUGAAGCAAUCAAAGGGUUUUUGCACGACUUACUCGUGGAGGCAAAGGCGCUCCCCAACGCGGUGCGAAUGCCCCUUUCAAACUUCUUCUCCAGCGUUGAAGUCGACGGCCCUCCAGAGUACCAUCUAGGACGGGACAGCGUGUCGAUCAACUUGAAAGUCAGCAGCUUGCUUGUGGACGAUCUGAAGCUCGAAAGCGCAAAAUUACGGAUCGUGAAUACGACUGCCAGACUGCAGAGGGAGAUUUGGCUUGAGCAAGAGGGUCCCAUCACGAUUAGAACGGGGAGCAGCAAACUCAAGCUCAUCAGCAAUGCUGCAAUACCAGGCUCGUAUGAGAUCGAUAAGAUCGACUUGAUAGCCAGCAACUUGUGCUUCCACUAUGAACGUGAGACUGGCUACCCCCUAGAUAGGGCCAGCAGCAUUCUGAAGUCCCCAUAUGUCUCUGUCUAUCAUCAGGCCGAUGCGCUUGAUGCCAAGCUCCAUGCGUCAAAGCACAUCCAACUCGACCAAAGCAACACAGUGGACAUUGAGUUAGACACGGGGUGGAACGAGGUGAUCAGCGCUGAAGUACGAGUCAAGGCUGCUGCCGGAGGCUUGAGAUUGCUCACAAGUGAGGCCCAAUGCCUUCAUUCCUCCAUCAAGUUUUGCCGCCCGCCAGAAGGUGGUCUCUUCUGUUUCGAUUCGAUACCCCCGAGGACGACUAUAAGAGCUCGCUUUCCGUACACGGUCGAGCAGGAAACACCCAACGUAGCCGUGCGUAUCGAAGUGUCCUACGUGACCGAGCAUGGCACCUUCGUCUUCUCCAAGACACCGACCAUCCACACCGGUCUGGCGCUAGGCGUCAAUGUCCAGGAUGUCUUCAAGCACAGCGCGCUAUUUUCCCGCUUUACGGUAUCUACUGCAAGUCCCAGCCCCUUGCGGUUGUUCAAAAGUGAACUCGUAGCGUCUGAUAUCUUCGAGUCCGACUAUGGCGUCCCACCUGCUCAGUCAGUGGUGAUAUUCCCCCGACAGCCCGCCAGCCUGUUAUACAAGACAAUACGAAAAGCCGAUGCCAGGGCCCACCCUAAAGCAUCCAAAAUGAUGUAUCUCAAGCUACAAUACAGCAUCCUCCAUGAUGACAUCGAAUCGUUGGUCGAGGAUUCCCUGGUCAAGGCUUUACAUGAUACCCCAUUGCGCCGCUACUCCCGACUGCUUACAUCAACUGUUUUGCCCCGUGUGCGAAGCGACUUGACAGGACUCGAGCUUGAACGUGCCUCCCUUCUGGGCUCGGUUUCUACGGCGUUCCUAACUACCGUCAAUUGGGCGAGGUCUUUUGCCGGCGUAGGUCAGAGCUCAGACGGUGUCAAUAUUUCUGAUAUACUCGGGGCUUUCCUUCAGAAAUGGCUUGCUGAAACCCCUGCACUAGUGCUGCCGACGUCGCAGCCAGCUGAACCGACCUCCAUCCUGAUCCCGGUGGACAUUCCUCCAGUCACCAUAGUACACACAGCCGACAUCCGCCUCCAACCACCGCCCUCCCCCGUCUCAUUUCUAGACGCCGCCACCCCGACCGUCUGCACCCAUCAGCUGCUCCCAGCCACGCUGCACCUGAAGUGGACGCGCAUAUGGGAUACGGCCACGCCACCGUCAGACCAGAAGGAUCUCGAGUUCAGCUACGAGUUAUCAGCACCGCAGGACACGUGGCUACUGGGUGGCCGGCGCAAGGGCCACUUCGUCAUACCCGCGCCAUCAGGGGCCGUUGGUAACGGCAACGGCCACAGCAGCACCGCCGAGACGGAGGCCGAGAUCCCCAUCCUGCUCAUCCCGCUGCGCGAGGGCUUGCUGCCAUACCCGGGUGUCGAUAUACGGGAGGUGCGCACGGAUGUCGGGCCCGCCAGUGGUGGUCAGACGCCGAUUGAGGGCCCGGCGGCAGCACCGAUAGGAGCAGGUGGCGUCAUGGCACAAUUUGAGACGGACUACAGGAACAUGGCCGAGACGGUCAGGGUCAUCGCGGAUAGGGCGCGUGUGACGCUCAGUCUAGACGCCAGUGGUCCCGGUGGCGGGCCGUUGGUAUUAGAUGUCGAGAGGCGGGCCUUGGAAGGGCGUGUGGUCGCAUGA